Molecule: messenger RNA, 851 nt
Organism: Amoebophrya sp. A25
Lineage: Eukaryota; Dinophyceae; Syndiniales; Amoebophryaceae
Source: the annotation of a GenBank genome assembly
AUGAGCAAUGAAUCAGGUGGGACAAUCGAGGUGGGUCCUAGAAGUAGAUGCGCCAUCCACCAGCAGGCGAUUGCUCUUGUAGGGAAGUUGCACGUGCCAGUGUCGCCAAGAUUGUGGGCGAUAAUCAACAGUGGCCGAGAAAAGCGUGUGACCGAACAACUUCAACGCCUAAGCACUAGUAGAGCAGACGACUUGGAUGAGGUUUACCACCUAGCUCGUAACGAAUUCCUCGAUUUCUUAGAAGCCCAUGACUGGGGAACGAGAAGUGGGCUCGCAACAAGUUGCGUCACACCGCAAAGCACAUCUGAAAAGCACCCUUCUAGUCAAGGCGGUCCCUCUACAAUGCCGGACAACACUCUGCAUCCGCGACAAGAGAGGCUACUGCACUGCUUUGUCGGGUUACUCUUGCCACAGCUGAGAUUAGCGGAUCAGUUGAACAUGCAUGCGUUGAACGUGGGCCGGGAAAGGCAGACGUUGGUUGCGUUGUUGGUGUUGUUGAAAUUGCAGUCAACUAAGUGGAUCCAUUGUGAAAUGACGGCAGAGAAAGACUUUCGAAAGCAGGCCUUGGAAGACGAACAAGCGAAAGCUGCUAACAACACAGAUGAUGCUGAUAUUAAGGCCUCUUGGGUUAGACAUAGUGGGAAACAGUACGGGCGAUUCCUGAACAAGUUUAUGCAGCUGGUUGUGUCUGAGGAGCAUGGGUGGAUGGCCAAGUCUCAUAGCAGGAGCAACUCUCACAGUAGCACAGGAAGCGGGCGUUCGCGAGGUAUUCUGGUGCAAGGCUCAGCUGCGAGUAAGAAGGCACAUGCCAAAAAAGAGGAAGAAGCAGCGCAAAACAUGACUGACAAUCG